Molecule: messenger RNA, 1881 nt
Organism: Clupea harengus (Atlantic herring)
Lineage: Eukaryota; Metazoa; Chordata; Actinopteri; Clupeiformes; Clupeidae
Gene: ncam1b
Product: neural cell adhesion molecule 1-A
Exons: 15
Biological process (GO): synapse organization; homophilic cell-cell adhesion
Cellular component (GO): plasma membrane; neuronal cell body; axon
Molecular function (GO): axon guidance receptor activity; protein binding
Source: RefSeq, a predicted model, not a curated record
UCAGUGCUGCCCACCAUCCGGAUCAGACACCAGGAGGUGAACGCCACCGGAGAGGGGGGGCUUUCCACCGUGCUGGCCUGCGACGCAGAUGGAUUCCCUGAGCCUAUAGUCACAUGGGCCAGGAGCUCGGUGUUGCUGGAGGAAGGGGACAAGUACAGCUUCAGCGAGGACGGCGCCGAGAUGACCAUCAGGGACGUGCGCAAGCUGGACGAGGGAGAGUACACUUGCAUCGCCUCCAACAAGGCUGGGAAGAGCGACCAGGAGCUCAGCCUCAGGGUGUUUGUGAAGCCCAAGAUCACCUUCCUGGAGAACCAGACCACCACAGAGAUGGAGGAGCAGAUCGCCCUCACCUGCGACGCCACCGGAGACCCCACCCCCACCAUCACCUGGAGCUUCGGCCAACGCGUCUUCACCGAGGGAGAGCAGAGCUCGGACGGGAACGUGGUGGUGCGGAGCGACGCACGGGUCUCCUCGCUCACGCUGAAGUACGCCCAGUACACGGACGCCGGCCAGUACGUCUGCACCGCACGCAACGCCAUCGGACACGACUCACAGUCCAUGUUCCUGGAAGUCAGAUGUAAGAGUCACACCCUCACACACACACACACACACACACCGGCCAGUAUGUCUGCACCCCGCACGCAACACCAUCUGGCACAACACACAGGCCAUAUACCUAGAAUUUUGAUGGAAGAGUUACGCUCACUCAUACACACUCACACACACACAUACGACGACGUGCCGUCGUCUCCCUCGGUGGAGGUAGUGGAGUCGUACUCCAGCUCAGCGCAGGUGGACUUCCUGGAGCCGGAGGCGUCGGGGGGCGUGGCCAUCCUCAAGUACCGCGCCGAGUGGAGGGUGGAGAACGCGGGCAAAUGGGCACAGCGCGUCUACGAGGCCAAAGACGGUGCGGGCACUAUCACCAUCACGGGUCUGAAGCCAGAGACCCACUACGAGGUCAAGAUGUCCGCCAUCAACGGCAAGGGGGAGGGAGAGAGCAGCAUGCCCACUGUCUUUAAGACUCAGCCUGUCCGUUACUCUUACUCAAAUGGCAUGUUCCAUUUCUUCGGCGAGGGCGCAGCAGAAGGAGAACCCAAUGCCCCUAAGCUGAAGGGCACUCUGCAACCGCAGGGCAACACCUUCAAGGUCACCUGGAUCAAACAGGACGACGGAGGAUCACCCAUCACACACUACCUGCUCAGGUACAAAGCGAAGACCGCUCAGGAGUGGAAGCAAGAGAUGCGUAUGCCCAGUGGGAGUGAGUACGCCACGCUGAGCAGCCUGGACUGGAACACGGAGUACGAGGUGCUGGUGGUGGCGGAGAACAUGCAGGGCAAGUCCCAACCAGGAGCCCUCGCAUUCAAGACUGCAGCGGAGCCCGCCGCUACGCCAGACUCCCUGGGCGAGGGUCCGAACCUGAACACGGGUGUGAUAGUGGGCAUCCUGAUCGUGGUGUUCGUGCUGCUGCUGGUUGCCGUGGAUAUCACCUGCUACUUCCUGAACCGCUGCGGUCUGCUCAUGUGCAUCGCCGUCAACUUCUGCGGCAAGACGGGCCCCAGCAGCAAGGGCAAGGACAUCGAGCAGGGCAAGGCCGCCUUCAUAAAAGACGAGUCUAAUCAGCCCAUCGUAGAGAUGCGGACGGAGGAGGAGACCACAGCCAAUCACGACGCGGGAGGGCACACCGAGCCCAACGAGACCACCCCCCUGACAGGGCCAGAGCAGCAGGCUGACCCUGCGGUGGCCUCUCUGGACCUGCCCGUGUCUGUGGCCACUAACUCAGACACGCUUGACACCACCCAGAACAGCCCCGCCAGCGAGUGUACCACCCUCACCUCCAGCCUCACCGCCCCCGCCUCAGAAACAGCCCCUGCCCCUGCCCCC